Schistocerca nitens (vagrant locust) is the source of this 3075-nucleotide messenger RNA. Its product is annotated as zinc finger protein 726-like. Gene Ontology annotation, cellular component: nucleus. NCBI's taxonomy places the organism in Eukaryota, Metazoa, Arthropoda, Insecta, Orthoptera, Acrididae. Gene Ontology annotation, biological process: regulation of transcription by RNA polymerase II. Bases 812 to 2665 code for a protein of 617 amino acids. Gene Ontology annotation, molecular function: DNA-binding transcription activator activity, RNA polymerase II-specific; RNA polymerase II cis-regulatory region sequence-specific DNA binding. The transcript has 6 exons. The record is from RefSeq and is a predicted model, not a curated record.
UCAGCUGCAAGUUCGUGGUUUAGCGGAAAUUUGUGUGAUAUUCUCCAGGUAAUUUUUAAGCGUUUAUAAACUGCAAGCUAGAGUAAAUGAAGAAAAUUGUUUCGCAAGUAAAUUAGCGCGGUACUUCAUUUCUAACACAAUAACAGUUGAGUUUGGCGAGUCUAAUAGUUCGUGAAUAUCUUGUGAUGACGCUGUGGAAGCUAUAUUUGAGGUUUCUGUCUUUUAAUUUUUAAUGGGUACAUAAGGACGAGAUUUUAUUCUGUAUUCGUGAUCACAUCACCUAUAGUGUGCUUGGUGAAGGUGUACGAGUGCUAUAAAUUUUCAGGUUAUGUUCAUAACAACUAAAUACCCGAGUUAUUAGAGCUUGUUGUUUUUGGCCUGUCCGGUAAAAUCGCUACGUGUAUCUUUGUAAAAGAAAUGGCUUAGAAUGCGACGUGUUGUUAGGAGUAGUUUGUCCAUGCAGUGAUCUCCGUCAUGUACUUCGUGACUGACGAGAAAAGGUGGACAGUGUGACAUUCAAACAUUCGCUAUUAGAGGUGGCAAAAAAUAACGUGAUAGAAAUAACCGGUUACUGAGAAGUAACUGUUACUGCGAUAACCGUUUCUCUGAUACAGGCAGUUAUUUCAAUAACUGUCUAGUGUCAACAGUGCCUCGCGCCAUCUGUUGACCGAAGAUCGUAAUACGCUUUCCCGUCAAUUCAUCGGAGAUCUGGCUACGAACGAAGGAGAGUGAUAGACCAUUUGGAAGGCGUUUUAUAGGCCAUGGGAAUAACUGAGACUGCACGCCAUCUGUUGAUUGCAGAACUAAAGCAAUGGACCAGGAGCCAGCUACGUGGAUAAAAAAAGAGGAACUGGACGAAGUGAAAACAGAGAUACCCUUCAUGGCCCAAGUUUACCCAUUAAGCAUGAAUGUAAAAGAAGAGUUGGAGGAGGGUGCAAAUAAAGAGUCCAUUGAAGAUCCAUUGGGAAUAUCAUGGUCCACUGAUUUUAUCAAGGAGGAUCCUGAAUUAAAUUUGGAACUGAGUGUAGCUGAGAAUAUUGUGGAAACCUCAACAAGAUACGCAUCUGAUAGUGCAAGAUUGACUCAGUGUACUGGUGGGAGCAGUGGCAUAUCAUGUGAAGAAACUUGUCACCAUAGACUGGUCCAGGAUGAGUUGUUGAUAGACAUGGAGAAGUCAGCACAAGAGUUUGGUACCAAUACAGAAGAUAUGACUGUUGAUAAGAACUGCUCACUUGCCACGCGAUAUAACUGUAGUACGUGGGAAAAGGAAUUACAUGUAUAUAACUGUAAUUUCUGCCAACAGAGCUUUCCUUCAAAAUACAGAUUCAUAAAGCAUGUGUUUAUGCACAUUGAUGGCAUGGAACCACCUUCGUAUGUUUGUAAGUGGUGUGGUGAGGUAUUUCACAGUAAUGUUAGUUUGAAAAAACAUUUGCGAAUGAGUGAGAAUUACCAUUUCUCAACUGCCGGCAACCAUGAAAAUUAUGGCUAUGGCGAUGAGCAUCAAAGCACUAACUUCUCAGAUAGUGAGCCAGAAGUUUCUGUCACAGAACUCAAUAAGCUGAAUUCAUACAAGGAAACAUGGAAAGCUGCAAACAAGUCUGAUAAUGACAUAGGUAACACACUUCUGACAAAUGAUACAGAGGAAACAAAUCAUUAUGGAACUUUAUCUACAACUGUUAAUGUCAGUUUCCAGGGUAAUCUACUUACUGCAAACAGAACCCACAAAUGUGACAUUUGUGGCAAAUCUUUUGCUGGUGCAGGCAAUCUCAAGAAACACGUAUUAAUUCACACUGGAAAGAAACCUCACAAGUGUGAGAGUUGUGGGAAAUCUUUUGCUUUCCCAAGCGAUCUAAAGCAACAUGUAUUAUUUCACACUGGAAAGAAACCUCACAAAUGCGAUAUUUGUGGGAAAUCUUUUGUUGUCUCGAGCGAUCUCAAGAAACACACAUUAAUUCACACUGGAAAGAAAUCUCAUAAAUGUGAGAUUUGUGGAAAAUCUUUUGUUUUGUCAAGCGGACUCAAAACACACAUAUUACUUCACACUGGAAAGAAACCUCAUAAAUGUGAGAUUUGUGGACAAUCUUUUGCUGGUGCAGGCAAUCUCAAGAAACACGGAUUAAUUCACACUGGAGAAAAACCUCACAAAUGUGUGAUUUGUGACAAAUCGUUUACCCGGUCAGCUAAUCUCAAGGCACACACGUUAAUUCACAAUGGAAAGAAACCCCACAAAUGCGAUAUUUGUGGGAAAUAUUUUGCCCAGUCAGCUUAUCUCAAGCAACACUCAUUAAUUCACACUGGAAAGAAACCUCAUAAAUGUGAAAUUUGUGGGAAAUCUUUUGUUUUGUCAGGUGGACUCAAAACACAUACGUUACUUCACACUGGAAAGAAACCUUAUAAAUGUGAGAUUUGUGGGCAAUGUUUUGCUGCUGCAGGCAGUCUCAAGAAACACGGAUUAAUUCACACUGGAGAAAAACCUCACAAAUGUGAGAUUUGUGGCAAAUCGUUUACCCAGUCAGCUAAUCUGAAGGCACACACAUCAAUUCACACUGGAAAGAAACCCCACAAAUGCGAUAUUUGUGGGAAAUCUUUUGCCCAGUCAGCUUAUCUCAAGAAACAUGCAUUUAUUCACACUGGAAAGAAACUUAAAUGUGAGAUUUAUUGGUAAUCUUUUGUUUUCUCAAGCGUUCUCAAUAAACGUAUCACUGUGCACUGGAGAGAAACCUCCUACAUGUGAGAUUUGUGGGAAAUCUCAAGACACGGUAAUUAAUUCACACUGGAAAGAUACCUAACAAAUGUGAAAUUUGUGACAAAUCGUUUGCCCAGUUAGGUUAUCUCAAGAAACAUACAUUAAUUCACAGUGGAAAGAAACAUCACAAAUUUGAUAUUUGUGGGGAAUCUUUUGUUAGGGCAGGCUAUAUCAAGACACAUCAUUCAUAUUCGCUGGGAAAAUACCUCACAAAAGUGAUGUAGUGAUCAAUCUUAGAUCAGCUGAUCUCAAGGCAGAUGCAUUAGAACACAUUGGAAGGGGACCACACAAAUGUGAUAUGUGACAAAAGGUGCACUCAGUUGGGCACU